AUGCUUUUGGUUUCAGGCUCUUCUGUCUCAUCCAUGGAAGUGAUCAUGGCACAGAAAAUCAACGCACUAAAUGGCACCACCGUGAAGAUAUCCUGCACUUUUACGUCCUGCUAUAAACUGGAUACGACCAAGUUUGCAAUGAACUGGACUUACCAGGAGACCAAAAAUGACACGGAGGAAAUGUUUAUGACAUUUAAGAAAGCAAUAACACCCUUGAGGACGGAUCGUUUCGGGGAGAGGGUGAAGUUUGUUGGAAACUUGGACAAAAACGACCUCUCCAUCACCAUCUCCGAUGUGCAGCAGACAGAUGAAGGGAUCUACAACUGUUACGUACGCAACCCUCCAGAUCGCAUUCAGGGUCAUGGGAAAAUUCAGCUGUUUGUAGUCACUGAGUUGCCUCCACCCAGAGACUCGACCAUCGCAGUGGCAAUCGGGGCGACUAUAGGAGGAAUGCUGGCUUUGGUGAUCCUCUCCAUGGUGAUUGUCAAGUGUGUGCGCAGACACAAAAAACAGGAGCUCAUCUCUGAUGAACAAAAGAUGGAGGAGGAGGGCAAAACAGAUGGAGAAGGUGGCACGGAGGAAGGCACUAAGUGA
This is a messenger RNA of Trichomycterus rosablanca, 594 nucleotides long. It is a transcript of the gene scn2b, whose product is annotated as sodium channel, voltage-gated, type II, beta. The transcript is spliced from 3 exons. The record is from RefSeq and is a predicted model, not a curated record. The coding region runs from base 1 to 594 and encodes 197 amino acids. Gene Ontology annotation, cellular component: plasma membrane. Lineage: Eukaryota; Metazoa; Chordata; Actinopteri; Siluriformes; Trichomycteridae.